CCUCCCUCUACUUGGACUAUUAACAUCCAUUACCAUUAAAUUUCUGCAUUGAUCCUUAUCUCGCUUUGAGCGUACUACACCCCAGCAUUUUUUGAUUCUAUUUUUCUGAAAAAAUCUAGACACAAUGGUUAACUUCACGGUAGAUCAGAUUCGUGGCUUGAUGGACAAGCCGACUAACAUCCGUAACAUGAGUGUCAUUGCUCAUGUUGAUCACGGAAAGUCGACCCUCACGGACUCCCUAGUCUCAAAGGCUGGCAUUAUUGCGACCGCUAAGGCUGGAGACAUGCGAUUUACUGAUACAAGGGAAGACGAAAAGGAACGCGGUAUUACUAUUAAGUCAACUGCCAUCUCGAUGUACUUCGAGGUCAGUAAGGAAGAUGUGGGAUCCAUCAAGCAAAAAACAGAUGGCAACGAGUUCUUGAUCAACCUCAUUGACUCUCCAGGACAUGUCGACUUCUCAUCCGAGGUCACUGCCGCCCUCCGUGUCACCGAUGGUGCUCUUGUUGUCGUAGACUGUAUUGAAGGUGUCUGUGUCCAGACAGAGACUGUCUUGCGUCAAUCACUGGCGGAACGUAUCAAACCUGUGCUUGUUAUCAACAAGGUUGAUCGUGCUCUUCUUGAGCUCCAGGUCGACAAGGAGUCUCUUUUCCAGACUUUCUCACGAACGAUCGAGUCAGUGAACGUCAUUAUUUCCACCUACCACGACCCAGUCCUCGGUGAUGUCCAGGUUUACCCUGAUCAGGGAACUAUUGCCUUUGGUUCUGGUUUACAUGGAUGGGGCUUCACCCUCCGUCAGUUCGCAAAUCGCUAUGCCAAGAAAUUUGGUGUAGACAAGGAGAAGAUGAUGAGCAAGCUUUGGGGCGACAACUUCUUCAACCCGGCGACAAAAAAGUGGUCCACGAAGUCGACCGAUACAGACGGAAAGACACUAGAGCGUGCAUUCAACAUGUUCGUGCUUGACCCGAUUUACAAGAUUUUCGAUGCCGUCAUGAACUUCAAGAGGGAGCAAGUGUUCACCAUGCUCGAGAAGCUUGAUGUCAAACUCUCACAGGACGAGAAGGACCUCGAGGGCAAGGCACUCCUCAAGGUUGCCAUGCGCAAAUUCUUGCCUGCUGGUGACUCAUUGCUGGAAAUGAUUGUCAUCAACCUUCCAUCCCCGGCAACCGCACAACGCUACCGUGUAGAGACACUCUACGAAGGCCCUAUGGACGAUGAGUCCGCGAUUGGUAUUCGCGACUGUGACCCCAAAGCUCCUUUGGUCCUUUACGUCUCAAAGAUGGUACCGACCUCGGAUAAGGGCCGUUUCUACGCUUUCGGUCGUGUCUUCUCUGGUACCGUCAAGUCUGGGCCCAAGUACCGUAUCCAGGGACCAAACUACAUUCCUGGAAAGAAGGAAGAUCUAUUCCAAAAGGCCGUUCAACGUACAGUACUCAUGAUGGGCCGUUACAUUGAGCCCAUUGAAGACUGCCCAGCAGGAAAUAUUGUUGGUCUAGUCGGUGUUGACCAGUUCUUGCUCAAGAGCGGUACAAUUACAGAGAGUGAGACUGCUCACAACAUGAAGGUCAUGAAGUUCUCCGUGUCUCCUGUCGUCCGGGUCGCUGUCGAGGUCAAGAACGCGGCUGACUUGCCUAAGCUCGUCGAAGGUCUCAAGCGUCUCUCGAAAUCCGAUCCGUGUGUACAGGCCUGGAUUGACGAGUCUGGUGAACACAUUGUUGCAGGUGCCGGUGAACUUCACCUCGAAAUCUGCCUGAAGGAUCUCGAGGAAGACCACGCUGGUGUGCCGCUCAAGAAGUCCGACCCAGUCGUCGGAUACCGUGAGACUGUUAAGGCAGAAUCCUCGAUCGUUGCGCUUUCCAAGUCACAGAAUAAACACAACCGUCUGUACGUCAAGGCUGAGCCGCUCGACGAGGAGCUGUCAAAUGCAAUCGAGGCCGGCAAAAUUAACCCGCGUGACGAUUUCAAGGCGCGUGCUCGUGUACUUGCGGACGAAUACGGUUGGGAUGUCACCGACGCCCGUAAGAUCUGGUGUUUCGGUCCUGAGACAACUGGCCCGAACUUGAUGGUCGAUAUGACGAAGGGUGUUCAAUACCUCAAUGAAAUCAAGGAUUCUUGCGUAGCUGGAUUCCAGUGGGCAACUAAAGAGGGUGUGUGCGCUGAGGAGAACAUGCGUGGUGUUCGUUUCAACGUUAUGGAUGUGACGUUGCAUGCAGAUGCCAUUCACCGUGGUGGUGGACAGAUCAUCCCGACGACCCGCCGUGUCUGUUACGCAGCAUGCUUGUUGGCAACUCCAGGUCUCCAGGAACCCGUCUACCUUGUCGAGAUUCAGUGCCCUGAGAAUGCUAUCGGCGGUAUCUACAGCGUACUGAACAGGCGUCGUGGACAGGUCUUCUCCGAAGAGCAGCGCCCGGGAACGCCGAUGUUCACUGUCAAGGCUUACCUGCCUGUCAGCGAGUCAUUCGGUUUCGUUGCCGACCUCCGCUCUCAUACUCAAGGUCAGGCAUUCCCGCAGUCAGUCUUCGACCACUGGGAGGUCAUGAACGGAUCUCCAACUGAGAAGGGCAGCAAGCUUGAGGAACUUGUCCGGAAUAUCCGUGUCCGCAAGGGUCUUAAGCCGGAAAUCCCGCCACUCGACACCUACUACGACAAGCUGUAAACAUCCUUCAAAUACUUGCCAGCUUGUUUGUAAUUUUCGGGGGGAGAUUGGGUUGAUGCUUCCCACCCUGCUUUAUAAAUCGUCCCCUCUAAACCUAAACGCCUGCACUUCUCUAAAUGGUUCCGCAGUAGUAUCGACGUCGUUGUUGUAGCCCCCCUCCCCCUUUUUUUUCAGUGUACGAGCUAAAGACGCACGCAUGAAAUACGACGAAAUUAUGUUGUACUUUUGAAAUUUAUUAAGG
Messenger RNA from Fomitiporia mediterranea MF3/22, 2894 nucleotides. Its product is annotated as P-loop containing nucleoside triphosphate hydrolase protein. Gene Ontology annotation, biological process: translational elongation. The transcript is spliced from 8 exons. NCBI's taxonomy places the organism in Eukaryota, Fungi, Basidiomycota, Agaricomycetes, Hymenochaetales, Hymenochaetaceae. Gene Ontology annotation, molecular function: ribosome binding; GTP binding; GTPase activity. Gene Ontology annotation, cellular component: ribonucleoprotein complex; cytosol. The record is from RefSeq and is a predicted model, not a curated record. The coding region runs from base 125 to 2653 and encodes 842 amino acids.